This is a messenger RNA of Staurois parvus, 852 nucleotides long. The record is from the annotation of a GenBank genome assembly. Lineage: Eukaryota; Metazoa; Chordata; Amphibia; Anura; Ranidae.
AUGACAGCUGCAGCUUUUGGGUGGAAGGGUCCAUUGUCAGAAUAUUCUAAUGUUUGGCUGUUGUUUUGUUUUUUUUUGUUUUUUUCUCUUCAGUAUGAUCUCUCAGCAUCCACGUUUUCUCCUGAUGGCAGAGUGUUCCAGGUUGAGUAUGCAGCUAAAGCAGUGGAAAAUAGUAGCACAGCCAUUGGUAUCCGAUGCAAAGAUGGAGUUGUGUUUGGAGUAGAGAAGCUUGUCCUUUCAAAGCUUUAUGAAGAAGGUUCUAACAAGCGUAUUUUUAACGUGGAUCGGCAUGUUGGAAUGGCUGUAGCUGGACUCCUGGCUGAUGCCCGUUCCUUGGCAGACAUCGCUAGAGAGGAGGCCUCCAACUUCAGAUCCAACUAUGGUUAUGAUAUUCCAUUAAAGCAUCUCGCAGACAGAGUGGCCAUGUAUGUACAUGCAUAUACACUGUACAGUGCUGUCAGACCUUUUGGCUGCAGUUUCAUGUUGGGAUCUUACAAUGAAGAUGAUGGAGCUCAGUUGUAUAUGGUUGACCCUUCAGGAGUAUCCUAUGGUUAUUGGGGAUGUUCUAUUGGUAAAGCCAAGCAAGCAGCCAAGACAGAGAUAGAGAAACUUCAGAUGAAGGAGAUGACAUGUCGGGAAGUGGUGAAAGAAGUAGCAAAAAUAAUCUACAUCGUCCAUGAUGAAGUAAAAGAUAAAGCUUUUGAACUGGAACUGAGCUGGGUUGGAGAAAUUACUAAUGGAAGACAUGAAGUUGUACCAAAAGACGUCAGAGAAGAGGCUGAAAAAUAUGCAAAGGUAAAUGGAUUGACUGAAUCCAGUCCCAGUCUUUUUUUAUUUUAUAUUUGUAUUUAG